AGGCGGCAGCACAUAGGGCCACAAGCUUUACGGCCGCCAUGUACCGUUCCCGCUUCCUUCGGGUGCGUUGCCGCCUUUCCCGCGCCUAUAAAAUGGCGCCUCGCCUCGCCCUUGCCUCUCAACUUGGACGCCCGUUUCAAGCCUCAGCUCGAUAGUAAAACAGAAGAAGCUGAGGUUUCUUGCCAUGGCAACUCCUGAUGACUGUGGUAGCUGGCUGCUGUACCUUUCGCUGGCCGCCAAAUGCGGCGGCGGUCAGCCGCAUCGCCUCGCCGGUUUCCUGGUGGUUUGUUCUGUCGCCGGCCUCGUCACUUGCCUCCUCCACUGGUGCUUCCCGGGAGGACCUGCGUGGGGUAAGUGGUGGUGGACGCGGCGGGCUCUGCGGCUCGGAGGCAAGGCCGUGCCGGGGCCCAGGGGACUGCCGGUGAUCGGGAGCAUGUGGCUCAUGACCGGCCUGGCGCACCGCAACCUCGCGGCGGCGGCCGAGAGCCUGCGCGCGCGUCGGCUGAUGGCGUUCUCCCUCGGCGAGACGCGGGUGGUGGUGGCCGCGCACCCGGACGUGGCGAGGGAGAUCCUCAACAGCCCGGCGUUCGCGGACCGGCCCGUGAAGGAGUCCGCGUACGGGCUCCUGUUCCACCGCGCCAUCGGGUUCGCGCCCCACGGCGCGUACUGGCGCGCGCUGCGCCGCGUGGCGUCGACGCACCUCUUCUCCCCGUGGCAGGUCUCCGCCUCCGGUGCGCAGCGCGCGGUGAUCGCGCGCCAGAUGGUCGGCGCCCUGGCGGGCGCGUCGGCCACCGGCCGCGACGUCCAGGUCCGCAGCGUCCUGCGGCGCGCGUCUCUGCACAACGUGAUGUGGUCGGUGUUCGGCCGGCGGUACGACCUGGAGCUGGACCCCAGCAAGGAGAGACCGGAGGCACGGGAGCUGAGGGGCCUCGUGGACGAAGGCUACGACCUGCUGGGUCAGCUCAACUGGUCCGACCACCUCCCCUGGCUCGCGCGCUUCGACCUGCAGAGCAUCCGGGCCAGGUGCUCGCGCCUCGUCCCACGCGUGAACCGCUUCGUCGGCGGCAUCAUCGACGAGCACCGCUCGGCUUCACGCACCGCCAUGGACUUCACCGACGUCCUGCUCUCGCUGCAAGGCGACGACAGGCUCGCCGACUCCGACAUGGUCGCCGUUCUCUGGGAGAUGGUGUUUCGUGGCACGGACACUGUGGCCGUGCUGAUCGAGUGGGUCUUGGCCAGGCUCGUGCUGCACCCUGACGUGCAGGCCCGCGUCCACGACGAACUGGACCGCGUGGUCGGACCUGACCGGGCCGUGACCGAGUCGGACUCGGGGUCACUGGUCUACCUCCACGCUGUGAUCAAAGAAGUGCUCAGGCUCCACCCGCCGGGCCCACUGCUCUCGUGGGCGCGCCUGGCCACGUCUGACGUACACGUGGACGGGUUCCUCAUCCCUGCUGGCACCACUGCUAUGGUGAACAUGUGGGCCAUCACGCAUGACCCUGACGUGUGGGCCAAUCCCACGGAGUUCCGCCCCGACCGGUUCGCUGGAGCAGCCAAGUUCCCUGUGAUGGGGUCGGAUCUUAGGCUCGCGCCGUUCGGGGCCGGCCGGCGGAGCUGCCCCGGGAAGAGCCUCGCCAUGGCCACUGUGGCAUUCUGGCUCGCCACGCUGCUGCACGAGCUCGAACUGCUGCCCUCGCCCGACCCGGCACGUGGCGUCGACCUGUCGGAGGUGCUGAGGCUGUCGUGCGAGAUGUCUGCCCCGCUGGCGGUGACGGUGAGACCUCGGCGAGCGGUGUGAUGACGUGGACGGAGGCCUCGCUCUACCGUACGCUUACCGCCUUACUGCUGCCGCUACUUUUUAGAGAUGUUGUUGCUACCGGUCAGCUUGCGAGUUGCUACUACUCGACCUGGGUGUAUGCUUGUCGUGUUCUUAUCUUUUAUAGAUGUAUCAACCAGGUGCUGAAUGUGAUAUUUUGGUUUUGUACUGUUC
Phragmites australis (common reed) is the source of this 1990-nucleotide messenger RNA. RefSeq names its product cytochrome P450 78A9-like. Gene Ontology annotation, molecular function: heme binding; monooxygenase activity; iron ion binding. The record is from RefSeq and is a predicted model, not a curated record. Bases 185 to 1798 code for a protein of 537 amino acids. Lineage: Eukaryota; Viridiplantae; Streptophyta; Magnoliopsida; Poales; Poaceae. The transcript is spliced from 2 exons.